This is a messenger RNA of Plectropomus leopardus (leopard coralgrouper), 1617 nucleotides long. RefSeq lists its product as uncharacterized. The record is from RefSeq and is a predicted model, not a curated record. NCBI's taxonomy places the organism in Eukaryota, Metazoa, Chordata, Actinopteri, Perciformes, Serranidae.
AAAUUUCCAUCGCAUUGAAAGGGCAGCGGGCCAUGAGCUCCGGCAGACAGCUGGCAGACGGACUGACUGCAGCUCCACUGCUGAUGCCUGUAUUGAGCCGAGAGGUGCAGUUGAUGCGGUCUGUCUGGCUCCUCCGUCUGGAGUGAAGCCUCUCUGAACUAAAACCAGAGGAACCAUCAUGGACAAACCACAGAGGUGUGCCUGUAAUGCUCAGGGGUGAGGAGGAGAGCAGCUGAGGAGGAGGAGAUGGGCUGCACCUCUGCCAAGCAGGUGUCUGCCGUGCCCAACGGUGAGGAGGGCCAGAAUAAAGCCUACAGCAACGGGGACCUCCUCUCUGAUGAGUACAAGAUGAAGGGAGUGGAGAAAGUCAAGUACAUCAGUGGAGACGAGGGAGGAGUGGACGGCCAGGACAGCACAGAGAAAAGUGCUCUCCUCGGUAAAGGUCAACAAAUGGAUGAAACAGGGUCAAAUGGAAAUGGAAAGAUUCUGAGUAUCCACUCCUCAGAGAGUCAGCAGGAAUUCUUUAGGAUGCUGGAUGAGAAAAUUGAAAAAGGCCGGGACUACUGCUCAGAGGAGGAUGAUCUGACAUAGCACUGUGGUCGUAUAUCCAACAGCUCCGAUACGAAAGAACUGUGAUCGCAGUGCUACAGCUGGACCGUAUCAUGUGUUACCAUGUGGGGGGGGGGGGGGGGACUGUCCCUUGUAAGUACACGCCUGAGAAAAACGGAUUACUGACUUGAAUCAAGCACCUUUUUGCCCUCCUGCACACAACCUCAGUUCCUGCUUAUAUAUCAACCAAGAGAGAAAUGACCACAAUUCAAAGAUGGUUUAUAACUUUUACUUCCUUAAUGAAGCCAUUGCAAGAUGACAGAGAUGUUGGGAUUUUAAGAUACACCUGCUUUUCUUUCCCUCCCUGGAUAUAAGUCCUGGACCGUGGCCGCCACUGAGACUUUCCGUAGACAUUUGAAACAAACUGUCGCACAUAUACAUUUCCAGCAGAAGCAACCAGUGCUCUCAUGGACACUCAAAGUGAAAAUAACCUCUCUAUCUGCAUCAUUUUGAAAAUUUCGUCCUUGAAUGCCUCCCUAAAAAGUCAAGUUUGAAAACUUCCUGCAUUCCAAGACACAGUAUGAACCUCUUUUCUACAGUAUGUUGGCCGGUGCAGUGUGUUUGUCUGUCCAUGUCUGUUUCUGCGAUGAUGUAGAGUAUUUAUGUUGAAUAAGGCUCAGGGUUGAAGUGUUGUAAUCUCUGUCUCAUGUAGUCGAGUCCUUCCUCUCAUUUAGACACUGUUGCACCAUUAAAGAGACACUCAUGCACUCACACAGCAGGGUCACUCAUGUCCCCUGUUUCAGUAUACGUCCCGUGCUGACCCUGCAGGGUGGACACUGCUACGUCACACAUAAGUCUGAUUUUGCUCACCAGUGUUAUGUUGUUGUGUUCAGUUUCUAUGUUGAAUUUUUGUUUUUCUAGAAAAAUAAAAAGUGUUUUCGGUAACUUAUCCAUUCAUCUGACAAUGUUGUGUCACUUUAAAGAAAAGCCAAAAGAACAAAGUGCCAGAUGACUCGUUUUGUCAACAAUAAUACUCCCUGCAGCUCAGCUAGUUGGCAUUAUUCAAAU